Messenger RNA from Lycium ferocissimum, 921 nucleotides. RefSeq lists its product as uncharacterized. The coding region runs from base 1 to 921 and encodes 306 amino acids. The transcript is spliced from 4 exons. Lineage: Eukaryota; Viridiplantae; Streptophyta; Magnoliopsida; Solanales; Solanaceae. The record is from RefSeq and is a predicted model, not a curated record.
AUGGUAAAAGGAAAUUCUUUGCAGUUGAAAAGGAUUCAGAAUCCUCAAGGUCAAUGGCUUGAGACUAAGGAGGAAAUUGUUGAUGAGGCUGUAAGAUUCUAUCAGGCUCAAUUCCAUGAAACUGAGCCUCAUGGUUUUUUCCAUUCCACUGUGGGUGUUAAACAAGGUGAGCCUUUAUCACCUACUUUGUUCAUUUUUGCUUAUACAGAUGACACCAUCAUAUUUUCAUCAUCAUGUGAGAUCUCAUUAGGGUUGAUCAUGAAUGUGUGGUCUAAGUACAAACAAGCCUCUGGACAGUUGAUUGACAAAGCAAAAAGUUUAGUGUAUUUGCAUGAUAAAGUAGAUGAGGAAGUGUUUCAAAAAGUUGAAAGAGUUACUGGUAUUGCAAGAAAGGAAUUUCCUUUGAUGUACCUUGGUUGUCCUAGCUACUAUAGCAAGUACAGGCUAUCAUUUUACUCAGAAUUAAUUGCUAAAGUGAGAAACAGGCUGCAAGGAUGGAAAAGGAAACUUCUGACCAAACCAUCCUUCUGGAGUUCUUUCAUGAGUAACAAGUAUUUGAAGAAGAAUAAUCCUAUACUUGUGCCAUGGAAUGAAGGGUUAUACAUUUGGAGGAAAAUGUUGCAAGUUAGGGACUUGAUUGAUCACCAAACCUGGUGGCAGCUGAGAAUAGGGUCCUCUUUAUUUUGGUUUGAUAAUUGGAUUGGUCUAGGGCCCUUAUAUUUCUUAACUCCACUAGAUUUCUACUGCAAUGAAGAGAUAAAUAAUGUAUCAGAUGUUAUGACUGAGUGGAGGUGGCAUGUUCCUGCUAUAAGGAACAACCUUCUUGAAAAUCUUACUGAAUAUAUUCUUAAUGAAGUGCAGCCUCCUGCUAGGGGUGAUGAGCUUGACAUGCCUUGGUGGAUGCUUGAAACUAGAGGAUAG